Molecule: messenger RNA, 692 nt
Organism: Sorex fumeus (smoky shrew)
Lineage: Eukaryota; Metazoa; Chordata; Mammalia; Eulipotyphla; Soricidae
Gene: NR2C2AP
Product: nuclear receptor 2C2 associated protein
Exons: 5
Coding region: 209-628 (139 amino acids)
Source: RefSeq, a predicted model, not a curated record
GCCGCACUUCCGGGUUCCCGCGCGCUGGGAGCGGAGAAACUGAGGCAGGCCUGGAAGUCUGUUUCCUGGGCUCCCAGCGGCCGGAAGUGCGAGGCUCCAGCCGCGGGAACGUCCCCGGGCUCCCCGUUUCCGCGGAAGGGGUGAUCGGCUGCAGCGCGUGGGCACUGCGGGUCCUUCCCCGCACAGGUGCAGUCUGACAGUCUCAGGGAUGAGCCACUCGCUGGUGUGCCCCGACACCGUGAGCAGGGUGAGUUCCGUGCUGAAUCGCAAUACCCGAGAGUUCGGCAAGAAGCACCUGUUCGACCAAGUGGAGGAGACGUGUUGGAGCUCGGACCAGGGCCCCGCCCAGUGGGUGACGCUGGAGUUCCCGCAGUGCGUGAGGGUGUCCCAGCUGCGGAUCCAGUUCCAAGGGGGCUUCUCCUGUCGCCGUGGCCGCCUGGAAGGAGCGCAGGGCACCGGGGAUCUUGACAAGAUUCUGGACUUCUACCCUGAGGACAGCAAUGCCCUGCAGACCUUCCCCGUACCGACUGCUGAAGUGGACCGGCUGAAGGUGACCCUGGAGGACCCCACUGACUUUUUUGGCCGCCUGGUCAUCUACCACCUGUUGGUGCUGGGGGAGAAGGUGUGAGGACAGCUGAGUUGCCACCUCCUCCAAAAAAACCUCCAGGAAGCACAGCAAUUCCCUGGGUUCU